Molecule: messenger RNA, 4963 nt
Organism: Eptesicus fuscus (big brown bat)
Lineage: Eukaryota; Metazoa; Chordata; Mammalia; Chiroptera; Vespertilionidae
Gene: MINK1
Product: misshapen like kinase 1
Exons: 33
Coding region: 181-4212 (1343 amino acids)
Biological process (GO): protein phosphorylation
Molecular function (GO): protein kinase activity; ATP binding
Source: RefSeq, a predicted model, not a curated record
GUUGCAGGCUCCCGGACGGAGGCUCCUGUCAGCCCGUGGGUCGGUCCUCCCGCCGGCCCUCCCCUUCCCUGGUGGUGUCCGCCCCCAGGAUCCCCCGAUGGGGGAGAAGUGGCGACGGCGGCAGCGGAAUAGCCGAGCAGGAGCGUGAGCGGCUCCGGGGCCCCAUUCGCCGCGGAGGCCAUGGGCGACCCAGCCCCCGCCCGCAGCCUGGACGACAUCGACCUGUCCGCCCUGCGGGACCCUGCUGGAAUCUUUGAGCUGGUGGAAGUGGUUGGCAAUGGAACCUAUGGACAGGUGUACAAGGGUCGUCACGUCAAGACGGGGCAGCUGGCUGCCAUCAAGGUCAUGGAUGUCACGGAGGAUGAGGAAGAAGAGAUCAAGCAGGAGAUCAACAUGUUGAAAAAAUACUCUCACCACCGCAACAUUGCCACCUACUAUGGAGCCUUCAUCAAGAAGAGCCCCCCUGGGAACGACGACCAGCUCUGGCUGGUAAUGGAGUUCUGUGGUGCUGGUUCCGUGACGGACCUGGUAAAGAAUACAAAAGGGAAUGCCCUGAAGGAGGACUGCAUCGCCUACAUCUGCAGGGAGAUUCUGCGGGGUCUGGCCCAUCUCCACGCCCACAAGGUGAUUCACCGAGACAUCAAGGGGCAGAACGUGCUGCUGACAGAGAAUGCCGAGGUCAAGCUAGUGGAUUUCGGGGUGAGUGCUCAACUGGACCGCACCGUGGGAAGGCGAAACACUUUCAUUGGGACCCCCUACUGGAUGGCCCCGGAGGUCAUCGCCUGUGAUGAGAACCCCGAUGCCACCUAUGAUUACAGGAGUGACAUCUGGUCUCUAGGAAUCACAGCCAUUGAGAUGGCAGAGGGCGCCCCCCCUCUGUGUGACAUGCAUCCCAUGCGAGCCCUCUUCCUCAUCCCUCGGAACCCACCACCCAGGCUCAAGUCCAAGAAAUGGUCUAAGAAGUUCAUCGACUUCAUUGACACAUGUCUCAUCAAGACUUACCUGAGCCGCCCACCAACAGAGCAGCUGCUAAAGUUCCCCUUCAUCCGCGACCAGCCCACAGAGCGGCAGGUCCGCAUCCAGCUCAAGGACCACAUCGACCGAUCUCGGAAGAAGCGAGGCGAGAAAGAGGAGACAGAAUAUGAGUACAGCGGCAGUGAAGAGGAAGAUGACAGCCAUGGAGAGGAAGGAGAACCAAGCUCCAUCAUGAACGUGCCCGGCGAGUCCACGCUACGCCGGGAGUUCCUCCGGCUCCAGCAGGAGAAUAAGAGCAACUCGGAGGCUUUAAAGCAGCAGCAGCAGCUGCAGCAGCAACAGCAGCGAGACCCUGAGGCGCACAUCAAACACCUCCUGCACCAGCGGCAGCGCCGCAUCGAGGAGCAGAAGGAAGAGCGGCGGCGCGUUGAGGAGCAACAACGGCGGGAGCGGGAACAGCGGAAGCUGCAGGAGAAGGAACAGCAACGGCGUCUGGAGGACAUGCAGGCCCUGCGGCGGGAGGAGGAGAGGCGGCAAGCAGAGCGGGAGCAGGAAUACAAGCGGAAGCAGCUGGAGGAGCAGCGGCAGUCGGAGCGCCUGCAGAGGCAGCUGCAGCAGGAGCACGCCUACCUCAAGUCCCUGCAGCAGCAGCAGCAGCAGCAGCAGCUGCAGAAACAGCAGCAGCAGCAGCAGCAGCAGGUCCUUCCUGGGGACAGGAAGCCCCUGUACCAUUAUGGUCGGGGCAUUAACCCUGCCGACAAGCCAGCCUGGGCCCGAGAGGUAGAGGAGAGAACAAGGAUGAACAAGCAGCAGAACUCUCCCUUGGCCAAGACCAAGCCAAGCAGCACGGGGCCUGAGCCCCCUGUUCCUCAGGCCUCCCCCGGGCCCCCAGGACCACUUUCCCAAACCCCUCCGAUGCAGAGGCCGGUGGAGCCCCAGGAGGGACCGCACAAGAGCCUGGUGGCACACCGGGUCCCACUGAAGCCAUAUGCAGCGCCUGUACCCCGAUCCCAGUCCCUGCAGGACCAGCCCACCCGAAACCUGGCCGCCUUCCCAGCCUCUCAUGACCCUGACCCUGCCGCCCCCACACCCACUGCCACGCCCAGUGCCCGAGGAGCUGUCAUCCGCCAGAAUUCAGACCCUACCUCGGAAGGGCCUGGCCCCAGCCCGACCCCCCCAGCCUGGGCCCGGCAGGACAAUGAGGCCCCACCCAAGGUGCCUCAGAGGACCUCAUCUAUUGCCACUGCCCUUAACACCAGUGGGGCCGGAGGGGCUCGGCCAGCCCAGGCUGUCCGUGCCAGACCUCGCAGCAACUCCGCCUGGCAAAUCUAUCUGCAAAGGAGGGCAGAGCGGGGGAGCCCCAAGCCUCCAGGGCCCCCUGCUCAGCCCCCUGGUCCGCCCAACGCCUGUAGUAACCCCGACCUCAGAAGGAGCGACCCUGGCUGGGAGCGCUCGGAUAGUGUCCUCCCUGCCUCUCACGGGCACCUUCCCCAGGCCGGCUCUCUGGAGCGGAACCGUGUGGGAGCCUCUUCCAAACUGGACAGCUCCCCAGUGCUGUCCCCUGGGAACAAAGCCAAGCCCGAUGACCACCGCUCGCGGCCAGGCCGGCCCGCAAGCUAUAAGCGAGCCAUUGGUGAGGAUUUUGUGUUGCUGAAAGAGCGGACCCUGGAUGAGGCCCCACGGCCUCCCAAGAAGGCCAUGGACUACUCAUCGUCCAGUGAGGAGGUGGAGAGCAGUGAGGACGACGAGGAGGAAAGCAAUGGCGAACCAUCAGAAGGGAGCAGAGACACCCCUGGGGCCCGCAGCGAUGGGGACACAGACAGCGUCAGCACCAUGGUGGUCCAUGAUGUGGAGGAGAUCACCGGGACCCAGACCCCCUAUGGGGGUGGCACCAUGGUGGUCCAGCGUACACCUGAAGAGGAGCGAAGCCUGCUGCAUGCCGACAGCAAUGGCUACACAAACCUGCCAGACGUGGUCCAGCCCAGCCACUCGCCCACGGAAAGCAGCAAAGGCCAAAGCCCCCCCGUGAAGGAUGGAGGCAGUGACUACCAGUCUCGUGGGCUGGUGAAGGCCCCUGGCAAGAGCUCGUUCACGAUGUUUGUGGACCUAGGCAUCUACCAGUCCGGAGGCAGCGGGGACACCAUCCCUAUCACAGCCCUGGUGGGUGGAGAGGCCAGUCGGCUUGAUCAGCUGCAGUAUGAUGUGCGGAAAGGCUCUGUGGUCAACGUGAACCCCACCAACACACGGGCCCACAGUGAAACCCCCGAGAUUCGGAAGUAUAAGAAGCGAUUCAAUUCCGAGAUCCUCUGCGCAGCCCUUUGGGGUGUCAACCUGCUGGUGGGCACGGAGAACGGGCUGAUGUUGCUGGACCGAAGUGGGCAGGGCAAGGUGUAUGGACUCAUUGGGCGGCGGCGCUUCCAGCAAAUGGAUGUGCUGGAAGGACUCAACCUGCUCAUCACCAUCUCAGGGAAAAGGAACAAACUGCGCGUGUAUUACCUGUCCUGGCUCCGGAACAAGAUUCUGCACAAUGACCCGGAAGUGGAGAAGAAGCAGGGCUGGACCACCGUGGGGGACAUGGAGGGCUGCGGGCACUACCGCGUUGUGAAAUACGAACGUAUUAAGUUCCUGGUCAUCGCCCUGAAGAAUUCCGUAGAGGUGUAUGCCUGGGCCCCCAAACCCUACCACAAAUUCAUGGCCUUCAAGUCCUUUGCCGACCUGCCUCACCGCCCUCUGCUGGUGGACCUGACGGUAGAGGAGGGACAGCGGCUCAAAGUCAUCUAUGGCUCCAGUGCUGGCUUCCACGCAGUGGACGUCGACUCGGGGAACAGCUAUGACAUCUACAUCCCUGUUCAUAUCCAGAGCCAGAUCACGCCCCACGCCAUCAUCUUCCUCCCCAACACCGAUGGCAUGGAGAUGCUGCUGUGCUACGAGGACGAGGGCGUCUACGUCAACACGUACGGGCGGAUCAUUAAGGAUGUGGUGCUGCAGUGGGGAGAGAUGCCCACUUCCGUGGCCUACAUCUGCUCCAACCAGAUAAUGGGCUGGGGCGAGAAAGCCAUCGAGAUCCGCUCCGUGGAGACAGGCCACCUGGACGGGGUCUUCAUGCACAAACGAGCUCAGAGGCUCAAGUUCCUGUGUGAGCGGAAUGACAAGGUAUUCUUUGCCUCCGUCCGCUCUGGGGGCAGCAGCCAAGUUUACUUCAUGACUCUGAACCGCAACUGCAUCAUGAAUUGGUGACAGGCCCUGGGCUGGAGCUCUCCCCCCACAGCCAGACUUCCCAGGCCGCCCUGCUUCCCCCUCCUUGGGCUUUUGCUUUUACUGGUUUGAUUCACUGGAGCCUGCUGGGAACGUGACCUCUGACCCUUGAUGCUUUUGUGACCACAUGACCACCUUCUUCCCCAACAUGUUCUCUUCCCCAAAACUGUGCCUGUCCCAUCUUCUGGAGAGAGGCACAGCUUCCCCUUAACAGGAAUUGAGUGGGCUUAGCCCCAUCCCCCCUUUUCUCCACUUAAGAGGAGAGUGCUUGGGGCUUGGACCCCGUACCCCACUGCUGCUGACUGGGCAGGGCCCUGGGCCCCUUUAUUUGCACGUCAGGGGAGCCGGCUCCCCCCUUGAAUGUACCAGACCCUGGGGGGGUGUCACUGGGCCCUAGGUUUUAGGGGGGUCAACAGCCACUCCAGGGGCAGGGACCAUUUCCUCAUUUUCUGAAAGCACUUUAAUGAUUCCCCUCCUCCCAAACCCCAGGGAAUGGAAGGGGGACCCCGCCAGCCAAAACAUUUCUCCCUUUCCAACCCUCAUCUCUUCUAGCCUCUGUCCUUUCCUGGUGGAGGGAGGGAGCAUGGAGCUCUGGCCCUCCACACCCCCUUGCUUGCAUCUGUAUAUAGUGUGAGCAGCAAGUAGCCCUGUUCCCUCCCUGCCCCUACCCCUCCUCAAUGUAGUGGCCUUGGAUAUCCCGUUUGUUAAUAAAGACUAUUCAACCAGCUCCCAC